This is a messenger RNA of Episyrphus balteatus (marmalade hoverfly), 1593 nucleotides long. Its product is annotated as glutamate receptor ionotropic, delta-2-like. Lineage: Eukaryota; Metazoa; Arthropoda; Insecta; Diptera; Syrphidae. The record is from RefSeq and is a predicted model, not a curated record. The transcript is spliced from 3 exons. The coding region runs from base 1 to 1593 and encodes 530 amino acids.
AUGGUUCUUGCUUCUAUAUCGAAUUUCGAAAGUCAUGAAAAUCAUAAUAAUGCCAUUUUGACAAUUGAAUAUAUCACGCGAACUCUUGUGGUCGAACAAAAAAGAACUUUUACUUUUUCAACACAAGCUGAAAAUCAAAAAAUGCUCUCAAUGUUUGGUGAAAUAGUUGAUAAAGUUUUAAAAAGAAUUGAUUAUGCAGCAAUACAAAUUGAUCAGAAAAAUUAUGAUAUGGUUGGAAUUAGAGAAUGUAACAUCUUAUUUGUGGAUAGUUUCAAUGCAUUCAAAAACACUGAACCCAUUUUAAUAAAUCAAUUUGAAAACGGUAUUCCAACAAACGGAACUGAUAAUAUUUUUCCGCCAAAGUUAAAUACCCUUCAGGGAUGUCCGCUGAAAGCUGUAUUAUGGGAUCUUCCUCCAUUUUUAAGAAUCUUUCCCGAUCGAGAGGGACUUGAUAAGUUUAUAGAUUUUGAAGGUGUUCUUUUAAGGACCUUUGCUGAAAAGAUGGAUUUUUCUUUGGAUUAUAUCAUUCCGCUAAAUGAUGAAUUUCGUGGGAAAAGGUUUCCAAAUGGUACUACCAAUGGAGCUAUGAAGAUGUUACAAGAUCGAACAGCAGAUUUGAGUCUUGGAAGUUUCCGAUACACUAUGGAAAGAGCCGAUAUAAUGACAGCUGCUUUGCCUUACUAUCAAAACUGGCAAAUCUUUGGGGUCCUCAAAUACACUCGACCAUAUACGGCAAUAGAAAUACUAAUUUUCCCAUUCACCACAUCAACAUGGCUCAGUUUGAUAACAUUUGUUGUAGUUUUAAUGUCUUUGGGACUCUUAGCAAUGUCUUAUUGCAAAAUUGUGGAACGAUUGUUUUUGGAAUUCUCAGGAAUUCAACUUGUCGAAAGUUUUUUUGGAGUUUCAAUAUCACAUUUACCUCAUGGAAAUUUCCUACGAUACUUGUUAAUAAUGUGGGCAAUUUUUGCAUUUGUAAUACGAAGUGCUUAUCAAAGCUUGCUUUUUAAACUUCUUCAAUCAAAAUUAUAUCAAAAACCACCGGAAACUUUACAAGAACUAGUAACUCAAGGUUAUACACUUGUUUUAACUCAAGGCACAUUCGAAACAGUUGUUAAUAUGCUAAAAAUUGAGAAUAAAAAAAUUCGAUAUUUAAUUAGAGAUAAUCCAUCGGAUUUAGCAAUCUAUGAAUUUAUCGAACGUACUCCUGGAAAAUAUGCUGGAGUAUCACCAAUUGAUUUUUUAACAUAUUAUGUCCAGGCCAAUUCCAGACGAGAUAUUUUUCAUAUUCUUCGUGAGAAAGUUUCUGCUCAACAUAAUACUAUGUAUUUUUCAAAACACUCUUAUUUGAUUGAGAGGUUUAAUAAAAUAUUGAUGAAUUUACGAGGUUGUGGUAUGAUUGAUUUGUGGGCAUCACAAAGUUGGGAUACGUCUUAUUUUGAUCAACGGAAUAAGGGUGGUUAUGUGAAGGAACCAUUGAAAUUGUCACAACUCAGAGGAGCGUUCGAUAUUUAUUUGGUAUUAAUAUUUGUAGCUUUUGUAGUAUUUCUACUUGAAAUGAUAUUGAAUAGAAUAAAGUGUAUCAAGAAAACUUGA